Molecule: messenger RNA, 1331 nt
Organism: Gasterosteus aculeatus aculeatus (three-spined stickleback)
Lineage: Eukaryota; Metazoa; Chordata; Actinopteri; Perciformes; Gasterosteidae
Source: RefSeq, a predicted model, not a curated record
GCACGCGUACACGUACACGCACACUGACACACACACACACACACACACACACGACGGGAUUUCAACUAACUUUCGAGCAAUGCCCAAAGUGCCGCUGAGCUCGGGGGCUUAGCAGGAGAACUGUUGGUCGGUAAGCGGACGGAGGAGAGACGAACAAAGGGAGUCCGCUCGUGUUUCUACUCCGAGAGGGAAACUUGUGCCGCCCAGAGAGACGGAAACGGCCCGAGCGCCAGACGUCUGCGCGUCCGCAAGCCACGAACAGAUGUGCACGAGUCCAAAGACCGCCUUUCGAUAAGACCAAAUCCAACCAAACCACAUCUGGGAGGAAAACCGAGGAUGGGGAACAGCAGCAGCGACAGGUCAAGCGGGGGUCACGGUGAGAGGUCAUACAGAGAUGGACAACCGGGAGGGAAAGAGACCAUUCCCAACAUCCUGAUGGGCAACUCCGAGGACGCGGACCUCUUCCAGAGAGAGGACGCAAAGGCUCCUCAGGAAAUACAGGAAUUUCUGGCUUGGCAGCAGGACCUUGAGAGUGAGAGCAAAUGUCCAACGCAGGACAGACCCACUAUUUUCCGGUGGCCGGGAGCCGCCAAGGAAGUUUUUGUGUCCGGCUCCUUUAACAACUGGGCAACCAAGAUCCCUCUCAACAGAAGUCAGAAAAACUUUGUGGCUAUUGUGGACUUGCCAGAGGGAGAGCACCAGUACAAGUUCUGUGUAGACGGCCAGUGGACCUUGGAUCCCACUGGGGCCGUGGCCACGUCUAAGACUGGCACAGUAAACAAUGUCAUCCAGGUGAAAAGAACUGACUUUGAAGUCUUUGACGCUCUCCGGAUCGACUCUGAGGAUUCUGCAGACAUUGCAGACUUGUCCAGUUCUCCUCCCGGACCCUACCUGCAGGAUGCAUAUGUGACCAAGCCCGAGGACACGAUCAAGCAUCCUCCCUACUUACCCCCUCACCUGCUUCAAGUGCUGCUCAACAAGGACACGGGCGUUUCUUGUGACCCGACGCUGCUCCCGGAACCAAACCACGUGAUGCUGAAUCACCUGUACGCCCUCUCCAUCAAGGAUGGAGUGAUGGUCCUCAGCGCAACACACAGAUACAAGAAGAAAUAUGUGACCACACUUCUCUACAAGCCGAUAUAAUCCACCGAGCUAUGAUUUAGCCUCUAAUUUUAACAUUCAUACAAUCCAUCUGUUGUUGUGCUCAGCUGCUGCCUGCUUUGUUUUGUUAGAACCCCAACUUGUUAUCUUCCUAAUAUCAAUUAAAUGAUUUUUACUGACCUGUUAUCUGAUAAUCUAAUAAAAAUGCUGUAAAUUUGCAGAACAAUGUA